CAAACAAUUUACCAAUACAGUACCUUCCAGUUGGACUGGUGCGUUGUUUCUUGACACUGCGGAGGAGGAUGUUGUUGAUUUACGUGGUGUCGCUGUUUCUUCUUGUUAAGUGUAACUCAAUUGCAGCAAGUCCUAACAUGGGAAGACUAGCCCGUGAUCUGUUCAGCUCCUACAACAAACACAUCCUUCCUGAAGUUCGCCCCGUGGCUGUCCGCAUCUCCCUCUUCAUUGAAAGGAUGAGUGUGGAUGCAGAGAAGCAGCUGUUGUCACUCAGUGUAAGAGUCAUCCUGCAAUGGAUUGAUCACAGGUUGCGUUGGGAUCCUUCUGAAUAUGGCGACAUUACGAAUCUUUAUGAAACUGAGGAUGUAGUGUGGAUACCAGACGUUGGUAUGAUCAGCGCAGCUGAGCCUGAACUGGACAUCAUCAAAUCCUCCAAAGUCCACAUCAGCGUUGACGGCCAGGUCACCAUGUCAAGACAGCGCCGUCUCUUUAGUCUAUGUAACUUCACUCGGAGUCAGAAUGAUACGUACGUAUGCAAGAUUCAGUAUGGCUCCUGGACCUACAGUGACCUUGACAUCGCGGUCAUCCCAGAACCUGCACAAGACAUUCUCCAAAAAUACACGCAGUCUGGGGAUUGGGAAAUCUUCAACGUUACGUACAGCAACACAAGCAAUGAGAACACUGUGUACACUUUACAAAUCAAGAAGCUAAGGAACAUCUCUGGAACAUCUGAAGGCAAGAACAACGACGUAUCGGCUCUACCAUUGGUCUUUCUGGGAUUUAUGGCUCCAUUCCAGUUCCUGAUACCUCUGGAGUCCUCGGAGAGACUAACUGUGGAUGGUUUUCUGUUCCUGACGGGCACUGUGAUAGCAAUAGUGAUAUAUGAUAUUGCCCCAGCCAUGGAUCUACCAAUUGUCGUGGUGUCAUAUUGUAACUUCACUCUGACUGUGGUCUUCCUCUGUCUCAUCCUGUCAAUCGUCAACCUGCAUCUGUGUACAUCCCUCGGGAAGAGACUGGCCGUCCUAGAAUAUCUCAAGAGGGGGUUGUUCUCUGGGGCCAAUCGACUUGUCUUCGUGGCAGUGCCCAAGCUUCGUGACUUCCGAGUAAAGCGACCACACGUCAUUCUCGAGCAUCGUCUGGAAGACAUGUCUCCGAAAGUGCAGAUAACUGAUGCUGACGCUCCACCAGAGGGCGCAGGGGACCGGAAAGAAAAUGCAAAGCUCACUGAGAUAAUAGACAUCCUUGUGCCAAUGGCGGAUGAGCAAGGUUACUGUCAAUACGAGGCUAGAUUCAGACGGGAAUGGUUAACAGUGGGAUUAAUCCUUGAUAGACUUAUGUUCAUAUUCUUCUUAUUGUUAUUUGUUUUUUGUUCAUUUGGAUAUAUACGGUAGACGUUUGUUAUGUGCCACCGUAUGGCAAGAGUUUGCUGUGCGUCGUCAGGAAGCAAACAAACACUUACCUUUUCAGGCAGUUUGUGCGAGUGCUGGGUACCGGUUGGGCAGGACAUGCUUACACUUUUCUCGAAUACGUGAUAUCAUUCACUGGUCAUUCAUUCAUAUAAUGUUCACUGCUAUUUUGCCCUUUAAGCCCAAUGGAAUCUGUAUCGGCAGAUACUCAAGGCUGGCUCUUCUCUGGCUUUGACGUUUUAUAUUUAAGGGAGUUCUUCCCGUACCGAUGUAUUCCUAGAAAACUCAGGGGCACAGGUGGCCCACUCGAAUAAGGCGCCACGAUUCGCUUUGCAGAGUUGCGUCCCUUUGGCAAGCCAGAAAUCUAUUAUUGUGGGUUCGAAUCCCGGUUCGCACCAAUUAUGUUUCUAGGUU
Molecule: messenger RNA, 1820 nt
Organism: Haliotis rufescens (red abalone)
Lineage: Eukaryota; Metazoa; Mollusca; Gastropoda; Lepetellida; Haliotidae
Product: acetylcholine receptor subunit alpha-like
Exons: 7
Coding region: 69-1391 (440 amino acids)
Biological process (GO): monoatomic ion transmembrane transport; signal transduction; nervous system process
Cellular component (GO): synapse; membrane; neuron projection
Molecular function (GO): transmembrane signaling receptor activity; extracellular ligand-gated monoatomic ion channel activity; neurotransmitter receptor activity
Source: RefSeq, a predicted model, not a curated record